Molecule: messenger RNA, 1320 nt
Organism: Triticum aestivum (bread wheat)
Lineage: Eukaryota; Viridiplantae; Streptophyta; Magnoliopsida; Poales; Poaceae
Exons: 2
Coding region: 10-1059 (349 amino acids)
Molecular function (GO): zinc ion binding
Source: RefSeq, a predicted model, not a curated record
CCCAUACCCAUGGUUGCCGAUUUGAGGCAAAAGAGCUCUGCAGUCUGCACACCCAUUUGCUGCCCUGAACCACCCCAUCCGCCUCCCCUGCUUCCUCCUCCUUCCUCCCGCAUUCCCCUUCCCCUCCUCUGCGCCGGCAACACGAUGGUUCGCACUCGCGGCGGCAAGGAGAACUGGGUGUUGCCGCCGGACGCUGUGCAGCUCAAGGAGGAAGACGGGGAGACCGCAGCGACGGUGAUGGUGGCCACCGCCGCCGCCGCCGCCGCCCCGAGAGUGGAGAUCGUCGUCGACUUCGACAAGUCCCUGCUGGACUGCCCCCUCUGCUCCUUGCCGCUCAAACCUCCCGUCUUCCAGUGCCCGGCGAAGCACGCGGCGUGCGGCCCCUGCGCCGCGAACCAGGCCAACCAGUGCCCGGCGUGCGACGGCGCGUACGAGCGCGACGAGGGCGCGGACCGCUACCUCCUGGCGGUCAGGGUGCCCUGCCCCAACCAGGCGUACGGCUGCGGGAGCUCCGUGGUGUACUGCAUGGCGGGCGACCACCGGCUGGUGUGCCCGCACGCGCCGUGCCGCUGCCCGGAGGCCGGAUGCGGCUUCCUCGGCGCGCCGCCCGCUCUCCGCCUCCACCUCGCCGAGCGCCACGCCUGGCCCGUGACCGACAUCGCGUACGGCUCCGUGCUCGAGAUCCAGAUGCAGGGGCGGCGGCUGCUGUCCGCGGAGGGCGGGUUGCGGCUGUUCCUGCUCGUGGCGAGCGAGCGCGGCGUCAAGGUGGUGCGCGUGAGCGCGGCCGUGGACGAGGACGGCCCAUCGGCGUCAUGGUACAGGUGCAAGGUGUGGGUGCACGCGCCCGUGGACACGGACACCGGCCACAUGGACGUCCUCAUGCUGGACGCCAAGGUGGAGAGCUGUGCGGUGCCCUCCGAGGAGGCGGCCAUGAGCGCGGGUGGCAGGUACCUGCCGGUGCCGUCCGACGUGCCGGCGCCGGAUGGAGGAGGGAUCGUCCUGCGUCUCCGCAUCGACAAGCAGGUCACGGCGAGCAGGAGCCCCCGUUCCCGUGCCUGAUUACUUACUUGGUCACCUUCGUCUCUUUAUUAUCUAUCUAUACUCGCCUUAACCUGGAGUACUAUAUAUACUGUAUUUACCAUGGUUAGACAUUGGCGAUUUGGUAGAAUGGCAGUGAACUGGUGUGGUAGUGAUCCAAGGUUGGACCUUGGUUGGGCUCUGAUUGAUUCUGUCCAUGGCAAUGUUUGCCAAUGUAUCGCGUAGGCCAUAUAUGCGGCUGAUGACAGAUAAACUAGUAAUCCUACUUGGCCUGUUCUCGUC